This is a messenger RNA of Erpetoichthys calabaricus (reedfish), 2839 nucleotides long. It is a transcript of the gene doc2a, whose product is annotated as double C2-like domains, alpha. The transcript is spliced from 10 exons. The coding region runs from base 595 to 1884 and encodes 429 amino acids. Gene Ontology annotation, cellular component: membrane. The record is from RefSeq and is a predicted model, not a curated record. Lineage: Eukaryota; Metazoa; Chordata; Cladistia; Polypteriformes; Polypteridae.
CUGGAAAAGAUUGUGGGAUACUGGGAGAUCAAGAAGGAUUACUGAUAGAGAUCAUAGAGGGCUGGGAGUGGCCAAUCAAAGAUCUGAAGAGAAUGAUGCACUAUGUGCUGAACUGGGAGGGAGAGGAACAGGACUACUGGGGGAACUGGGAAGACGGGUAGAGACCUCAUCAGGGCGUGAAAGAUGUAGGAUGGGAAAGCUCUUAAAAAGAGGAAUUAAAGAAAAGACUGCUGGGCCAGAGAAGAGAGUAAGUGAGAGGAGCAAAGAUGGAAUUGGAAGGGGCUUCAGAAGACGAGUGGGGAGGGGGGGAUCCAACGAGAGAAUGAGAGAGAGAGAGAGAGAGAGAGAGAGAGAGAGAAGGGAGGAGGCCAGGCGGCCAGGCUUCACUCUUAAACACUCGCUUGCUCGCUCAGCUCCAGCACUGCACACAGCUUCCUCGCUCUCUCUCUCUCUCUCUCUCUUCUCGCUUUGGGACAAGGCUGGACCCCCGAAUGCUCCGCCCCCUCCACGGAGACCUGCCUGACCCGGCUUAACUAGCAGGUCACUGCUGUCAUCCACCUGAGCUCUGGAAGAGUGGCUCCAUCACAGAGCUGGAUGACUGUGCGCCGUGGUAACAAACUCACCAUAUCGAUACAGGAGCACAUGGCCAUUGAUGUCUGUCCCGGUCCCAUCAGACCCAUCCGGCAGAUCUCCGAUUACUUCCCCCGCUACUCCCCCACCGGGCCUGGCCCACAGUCAGCAGAUGGAGGCCAAAGUCCAGCAGAGGGCGCCCUGCAGCAGGAGGGCCCAGGAGUGAAAGAUGGCCGACUGGGGGCCCAGCGUAGUCUGACAUCCUCGGCAGACACGUCGGCUGAAAUAGACAGCUGUGACAGCGAUGACUCGACAUCCUUGGGGACCCUGGAGUUCACCCUCCUAUAUGACAGGCACACGAGCUCCCUGCACUGCACCAUCAUCAAGGCCAAGGUAAGAUGGCCCUCUGUCUGUCUGUCCGUUCGUCUGUCUGUCCAACAAGUCCUCACUCACCUUUCUCUCUCCCAGGGACUGAAGCCCAUGGACUUCAAUGGACUGGCUGACCCCUACGUCAAGCUGCACCUGCUGCCCGGCGCAUGUAAGGCCAACAAGCUGAAGACACGGACUGUGCGCAACACGCUGAACCCCAUGUGGAACGAGACGUUGACAUACGUGGGGAUCACCGAGGAGGACAUGAGUCGCAAGACUCUGAGGGUGUCGGUCUGCGACGAGGACAAGCUGACCCACAACGAGUUCAUCGGCGAGUCUCGUGUUGCCCUCCGGAGACUGAAGCCCAAUCAGGUGAAGCACUUCAACAUCUGCCUGGAGCCCCAGGCACCGCUCUCAUCCCCUUCAGCAAUGUCCACUGCUCUCAGAGGGAUUUCCUGCUACCUAAAAGAGCUGGAGCAGGCUGAGGAGCGCCCCCUGGAGGAGAGGGGCCGGCUGCUGCUCUCCCUGCAGUUCAGCACCCAGCGAGGUGGCCUCAUCGUUGGCAUUAUCCGCUGUGCCCACCUGGCAGCCAUGGAUGUGAAUGGCUUUUCAGAUCCUUAUGUGAAAACGUACUUGAAACCGGACACACAUAAGCGGUCCAAACACAAAACUGUGGUGAAGAAAAAGACCCUGAAUCCCGAGUUCAAUGAGGAAUUUUUCUACGAGAUCAGCCACGAUGAGUUGACCAGCAAGACCCUGGAAGUAACCGUGUGGGACUACGACCUCGGCAAGUCCAACGACUUUAUAGGCGGGGCGACUCUGGGUCUUAACGCCAAAGGUGACUGCCUACGACACUGGUUCGACUGCCUGAAGAACAAAGACCGCAAGGUAGAACAGUGGCACACGCUGACCAACGAGCUGCCGGGCUCCGCGUUCAGCGACUGACUGAAUGGCGAGCUGAGCUGUGGACAGUGCCGGGGGCUCCUGCUUCUCUCGCUCUCGGUUAGUGAUGUGCCCAGUGGCACACUCGGAGAGCGAACGGCGACGAAUUGUCGGAUGUGGAAUUCAAAAAACAAAAAGCGCUACUUUGCCACUCAUUUUUCCAAGAUAUUUUUGGGCGUGGACGAAACCCAAUCUCAUCCGCGGGGAGAGCGGUUUAACUCAGCAGGGCAUUCGUCGGUAACAUGCAUUGGAAGAAAUUACGCUUGGAAGAUUCCUAGAUAUUUUUCCUAGACAGAGUUUAAAGAAGACAAGACGAGUGGAAUAUUCACCCGUGAAGCUUAAAACGGCACAGCCGCUCGGGUCGCCCACCCCCCGAGUGAUCAGCUUCUUCCAAGUCGUGUGUCACUACCGGAGAACGUCUUUAAAUGGCCACUCGUUGGCAGCAUGUCUCGCUAUCUCGUGGUCCGACCCCGAACGAGUGUCAUAGCCCGAAAUAAUAAUUUAAAAAACACACAAACAGUACAAGAAAAGUCAUUCUGCUAAUGUGCGUCGUCUGUAGCUGCUAAGCGGUGCCGAGCCGAGCCGAGCCGAACGCUGACACGUGCUUCCAGACUUCUCUGUCGUCUCUUUGUGAAUUCGUGCCAAUCUGUGCUGAGGGCACCGUGCCGCAUGCACCUGCCUGGCCCGGGAGGGACGCCCCCCGGGGGUCUUUUCUCUCGUGUUUGAGUGCUCCUCGUUCUAAAUGUUGUCCCAGUGCCUUUGCUAACAAUGAUUUAUCACUAUUGUUCUGAUAACAGAUUCUUUAUUGUACUUUUUUAUUAUUAAUAUUAUUCUUGAUAUUCUCGUGUGCCUGUUGACCGUUUGUGAAUAUGCAAAUUACGAUCAGAGUCUUUCUAUGUAUGCUUCCCUUUUUUCCAGAAUGACUUCAUGUAUAAGAAUAAAUCGUGCUGAUUGCUCA